UUCUCUAUCUCUCUGUAUGUGACAAUAUUUGUACCCCAUCAAGAAAGACUCACGUCGCCACCUGCUCUGUCUAUUUACUCUUUGUUUCAACGAUUCCUUUGUGAGAAGAAAUGUUAGGCAACUGUGAGAAGAUGGUUGUCAUCUCUUCAACUGCUAACGAAUGGCCACAGAAUCAGAUAGAUGAGAAAAGCCUGAUGGAAUCAACAGGUAAACUAAUGGAGAGACCAAGUGAAGAAGUACUUUCACAACCACAGCAGCAGCAGCAGCAGCAACAAGCUCUCAAGUGUCCUCGCUGUGACUCCUCAAACACCAAGUUCUGUUACUAUAACAACUACAGCUUAUCUCAGCCAAGACACUUUUGCAAGGCUUGCAAGAGAUACUGGACGAGAGGUGGAACUUUAAGGAAUGUUCCUGUUGGUGGUGGAUGUAGAAAGAACAAGCGUGUCAGGAGACCAGCCUCAGCCGUUGAAGGAGCUAAUAAUUCAGUUUCUAGUGCAAAUCCUAAUCCUCAAACCCCAAUUGACCAUAUUUCUCCAACUUCAAAUCAUAUUAAUCCUUUGUUUUACGGGUUAACUAGCAGUAACCCAUCAGAGAUGGACCUUCCAUUUCCUGGUAGGUUCAAUUCAAGAGUGUAUUCAGCUGUUUCUGGGUAUCAUGAUCUCCAGCCUCAGUUAAAUGCUCUUGCAUUAGGGUUUUCAUCAGGAAUCAUGAGUACUAAUGAUGCUAACGGUUUUAACCCUACUAAGCAAAUACAAGAUGUGGUCACUUCCAAUUCUCUUCUUUCAAGUUAUUCCAAUCUCUUUGGCUCCUCCACAACUUCCACCAACACAACCUCUCCAACUAUGGCUUCUUUGCUUGCCUCUAGCUUCAACCAACAAAAGAGUACCAGAGCUCCUAACCUGUACCAAAACUUGACAGUCCCCUUUGAGGACUUGCAAAUGAGUGGCAAUAGUGAAUCUGGGGUUGGUAUGAAAGGGGUGAAAAUUGAGCAUGAUCAAAAUAGGUCGAACUGGAAUGUGCCAUGCCAGAAUCAGAUAGAACAAGUUGGCUUCUCAGAUCCUUCAAUGUAUUGGAACACUACCAAUAGUGUGGGUUCAUGGCAUGAUCCAGCUAAUAUGGGGUCCUCAGUACUUCUUUGAUCUAGCUCUACCUAAAAAACCAUUUCUUUCAUCUCAGUUAUCUCCCUCUUUGUUAGUGACCUUGGAUGUCUUCUUCUAGCUUAGUUUUUUUUCUCUUUUCUUAUUACUUCUGUUUGUAGUGGAGUUUAUGGUACUCAAAUCGGGGAUGGAUUAAGACUUUCUCUUAACAAGGGUAUAAGAUUGGUGUGGUUGGAACCUAAAGAUGAGAGGAGCUUGGAUCAGAGAGAUCAUGUCAGCAGCAAGAUCAGCCUAUUGGUUUUAUUUUCAAGGUUGAGAAAUCCUAUUUGCACUGAGAGGAACCUCGGAUCCUCUUCCCUCUCAUCAACUCAGCUAUCAUAAUCAUAUCAUCAUCACCAUCAUUAUCAUCUACACCACACAGUGUUGAAGAAAGGAUCAACUACUAUUUGGUGCAACUUUCUAGCUAGUGCCAGUAAGUUGGUCAUACCUUAAUUUGUAUGUAUAUAUGCAUGACAAGUCCCUUUUUCUUUUUUUGUUAAUGUAUUCGUACUUGUUAUUAGGUUGGGGUUAGGAGGGUAUAUGUCUCAGUCCUCUAUCAAUAUCAGUUGAGGCACUGAAGAUCAUUUCUUUCUUCUUCCUUUUUUAAUUUUUGUCUUUUAUACUUUCUUUUUAGGAAAAAAAAAGGGGAUGGGUAUAAUUAAUGGUAUAGGAAAAGGGGGAGAUUUUGCUAUUGUAAUGUUGGGAUUUUCUUUAUGUGAUUGGUCUUUCGGGUUA
This is a messenger RNA of Populus nigra (black poplar), 1871 nucleotides long. Its product is annotated as dof zinc finger protein DOF1.4-like. The record is from RefSeq and is a predicted model, not a curated record. Gene Ontology annotation, biological process: regulation of DNA-templated transcription. The coding region runs from base 111 to 1139 and encodes 342 amino acids. The transcript has 2 exons. NCBI's taxonomy places the organism in Eukaryota, Viridiplantae, Streptophyta, Magnoliopsida, Malpighiales, Salicaceae. Gene Ontology annotation, molecular function: DNA binding; DNA-binding transcription factor activity.